Molecule: messenger RNA, 1204 nt
Organism: Aureococcus anophagefferens
Lineage: Eukaryota; Pelagophyceae; Pelagomonadales; Pelagomonadaceae
Exons: 2
Coding region: 102-1040 (312 amino acids)
Biological process (GO): peptidyl-serine dephosphorylation; mitotic cell cycle
Cellular component (GO): cytosol
Molecular function (GO): protein serine/threonine phosphatase activity
Source: RefSeq, a predicted model, not a curated record
GUAUAACCAGGCGCGUAGGCCGCCGGACGAGGCGCGCCCCGCCGGUGCGGUUGAUCGCGGGGUCGCGCUUGCCGGAGACGCCGGGCCGCCCGCCGUUCGCCAUGAGCGGCGUGACGACGUCCAAGAGCUUGGACGAGCAGAUCGCCCGCGUCUACAAGAAAAACACGCUCACGGAGUCGGAGAUCACGCAGCUCUGCGCCUUCGUGCGGGAAAUCCUGAAGAAGGAGUCGAACAUGCAGUUCGUCCGCGCGCCCGUCGUCGUCGUCGGCGACAUCCACGGCCAGUUCUACGACCUCCUCGAGCUCUUCAACAUCUCGGGGAAGCCGCCGUUCACGAACUACCUCUUCCUCGGCGACUACGUCGACCGAGGACACUACUCGCUCGAGUGCGCGACGCUUAUGGUCCUGCUCAAGGCGCGGUACCCGCAGCGGAUAACGAUGAUCCGCGGGAACCACGAGUCGCGGCAGAUCACGCAGGUCUACGGCUUCUACGACGAGUGCCUGCGCAAGUACGGCGACGCGAACGUGUGGAAGGAGUUCACGGCGCUCUUCGACACUUUGCCGCUGUCCGCGGCGAUCGAGAACCAGGUCUUCUGCCCCCACGCGGGCCUGAGCCCGUCGCUGGACACGGUGGACCACAUCCAGCAGCUGAACCGCUUCCAGGAGAUCCCCCACGAGGGCCCCAUGUGCGACCUCGUCUGGAGCGACCCGGACGAGCGGUGCGGCUGGGGCAUCUCGCCCCGCGGCGCGGGCUACACCUUCGGCGCGGACAUCACGGAGCAGUUCCUCACGACGAACUCCUUCAAGUUCAUCGUGCGCGCCCACCAGCUCGUCAUGGAGGGCUACUCGUGGACGCACCCCAACACGUGCGUGACCGUCUUCUCCGCGCCGAACUACUGCUACCGCUGCGGCAACAUGGCCGCGAUCAUGGAGAUCGGCGACUCCAUCGACACGCGCCCGGAGUUCGUCAUGUACGAGGCGUCGCCGGACCAGGGCGACAAGAAGGAGCUCAACCAGCGCAUGCCGGACUACUUCCUCUAGGGGCGCCCGAGCGCGACGCCGCGCGGGGCCCCGACGUCCGGGGCCCCGCCGGCGCGCCGCCGGCCCCGUUGGAGACCUCUUAGCCCCCGCGCGCCGCGCCCAGGCCGCGGGACCCCCCCACCCCCCUCGCCGUCUCGCCCGGCAUCGUACAGUCUUAGAUGCGG